UUAUUGGUUUCACAAAGUUAUUGAGAUAUGAAAUAACGAUGGUGGCAUUGUCGACCACAGGUUACACUCCUAAUUCCUUGUUGAAUUCCAUAUCCCGUCAGUGUAAUAACGAUAAAGCUUCAUUCUGGCAGUCUGCACCUCGGUUUGAUCGUCUAUUAAACAAAAACAAUGAAUCACGAAUUCGUCAUUCAAAUUGCUGGCGUUGGGCUCGACCGUCUCUUCCUCCCGGACAAGGACGCGGACGCUCCUCUGCUGAAAAGUGCGACGAUAGUGAUAGUGGUAUCCAGAUAAAUGAACAAGGCAACACGGCAAUAAUCUCCGCUUGCUUUGUUGGCCUCUUCACCGGUAUCAGUGUCGUGCUUUUCAACGCUGCGGUUCAUGAAAUACGCGAUUUUUGUUGGGAUGGGAUUCCAUCUCGAGGUGCCUCAUGGUUAAGGGAGGAGCCCAUUGGAGUAAUUUGGCAACGUGUAAUCUUUGUACCAGCUUCUGGCGGUUUGCUAGUCAGCCUUUUGAACACUUUCCGAGCCACACUGGACGUCUCAAAGCAAGGAAAUUGGACAUCAUCUGUUAAAUCUGUCUUGGGACCAAUUUUGAAGACAGUCGCUGCUUGUGUCACUUUAGGAACUGGGAAUUCCUUAGGACCAGAAGGCCCAAGUGUUGAAAUUGGUACAUCAGUUGCCAAGGGAAUUGAAGCUCUGCUCGAUAAAGGUGCUCAUAGAAAGCUAUCUCUCAAGGCUGCUGGAUCAGCUGCUGGAAUCUCUUCUGGAUUUAAUGCUGCUGUUGCGGGUUGUUUCUUUGCUGUGGAAUCUGUGUUAUGGCCAUCACCUGCAGAGUCCUUGUCCUUAACAAAUACGACUUCAAUGGUUAUUCUCAGUGCUGUUAUAGCUUCUGUAGUCUCAGAAAUUGGCCUUGGCUCAGAACCUGCAUUUGCAGUCCCAGCAUAUGAUUUUCGUACACCUACGGAAUUGCCGCUUUAUCUUCUGCUGGGCAUCUUUUGCGGGUUAGUCUCAGUGGCAUUAUCAAGCUGUACAUCACUUAUGCUGCAAAUAGUGGAAAAUAUCCAAACGACCAGCGGCGUGCCAAAAUCAGCUUUCCCUGUGCUGGGUGGGCUUCUGGUUGGGCUGGUAGCCUUAGCAUAUCCUGAAAUCCUUUACUGGGGUUUUGAGAACGUUGAUAUUUUGCUAGAAUCUCGCCCACUAGUGAAAGGCCUCUCUGCUGAUCUGUUGCUCCAGCUUGUAGCUGUCAAAAUAGUAACAACUUCAUUAUGCCGAGCCUCUGGAUUGGUUGGAGGCUACUAUGCUCCAUCUCUAUUUAUUGGUGCUGCUACUGGAACUGCAUAUGGGAAAAUUGUUGGCUACAUUAUCUCUCAUGCUGAUCCAGUCUUUCAUCUUUCCAUCUUGGAAGUUGCAUCCCCCCAAGCAUAUGGUCUGGUUGGCAUGGCUGCCACUCUUGCUGGUGUCUGUCAGGUGCCUCUCACUGCGGUUUUGCUUCUCUUUGAACUGACACAGGAUUAUCGGAUAGUUCUGCCCCUCAUGGGAGCUGUGGGUUUGUCAUCAUGGGUUACAUCUGGACAAACAAGGAAAGGGGUAGUAAAGGAUAGGAAGAAAUUAAAAGAUGCAAGAGCCCAGAUGACGCAGUGGCAGGGAACUUCUUCCUCCAACAUGGGACUUCCUAGCUUAACUUAUUCUAAAGGUGUGGAACCUUCACAAAAAGAGAGUAACCUCUGCAAACUUGAGAGUUCACUCUGUCUUUAUGAAUCUGAUGAUGAAGAAAAUGAUUUCGCUAGGAAAGUUCUAGUUGCACAGGCAAUGAGAACGCGAUAUGUGACAGUCCUAAUGAACACCUUGCUAAUGGAAACCAUAUCUCUCAUGCUAGCUGAGAAGCAAUCUUGUGCUAUAAUAGUUGAUGAAAAUAAUUUUCUCAUUGGUUUGCUGACACUUAUUGAUAUCCAGAAUUACAGCAAGUUGCCAAGAGCAGAAGGGAAAUGCCAGGAGGAACUUGUAGUAGCUGAAGUUUGCUCUUCAAACGGCAAUAAGUGCCGGGUAUCAUGCGCAGUGACUCCAAAUACAGAUCUCCUUUCUGCUCUAACUCUUAUGGAGAAACAUGGUUUAAGUCAGCUGCCUGUUAUACUAAGGCACGUGGAGGAUGAAGGCAUACAUCCUGUGGGCAUUUUGGACAGAGAGUGCAUCAAUGUAGCUUGCAGAGCAUUAGCAACUAGAGAACAGCUUAGCUAGUUCUCCACAGAGUAAAGGCUAACUGUAGGCUGCAUAACCAGUUUGCAAUAAGUUCUUCCUUGUUAAAGCAUGUCGAGGAUUAUUGUCUCUGAGUAAUCCAUCCUCGCCCUGUCGUACAACAGGGUUGAACAAAUGCUGUAAAUAUCUUUUCUUCAUCAGCAUAUCCAAACAGCUGUUUUGGCCUUCCUGAGAUUUUGGACUACCAUCUUCAGUUGAAUUGUAAAUAAUGAGAAAGAUGCUAGCAUAAGCAGAGGGGACCAUACAACCAGGAAUCUGGAUUCACAGCUGAAGCUGAAGGUUGUUGAAGCUGCUUCUCAAAUUUGGCACUGGAGGAGCGCACUGCCUAACUACACUGACUCAUCGUCCAAUUCCAAAGAUUCACUUCCGUGCUAUGGAACUUGAACAGGAUUGAGUUUCAUGCCUCGUGUCAAAAUUAAGUUUACUCUUCUGUCAUUGCCUGAAUAAUAUUUCUUCUUGCUGCUUUAACGGUUAAUGACUUUUCAAACAA
Molecule: messenger RNA, 2742 nt
Organism: Solanum dulcamara
Lineage: Eukaryota; Viridiplantae; Streptophyta; Magnoliopsida; Solanales; Solanaceae
Product: chloride channel protein CLC-e
Exons: 8
Coding region: 39-2234 (731 amino acids)
Biological process (GO): transmembrane transport; chloride transport
Cellular component (GO): chloroplast thylakoid membrane
Molecular function (GO): voltage-gated chloride channel activity
Source: RefSeq, a predicted model, not a curated record